CAGAAAUUUGCCGAGUCUUUUCGCACAUACCCAAAACGCACACACGGAGAGAUGAGUUCACGCACCGAAAAGUUCGACGUGAUAGUAAUCGGUGGAGGCAUCAUGGGCAGCGCCACAGCUUACCAAACCGCCCAAAGAGACCGCAAGACACUCGUACUCGAGCAAUUCGGCCUUGUGCACCGCCGUGGCUCUUCACAUGGCGAGUCCCGCACCAUACAGGCCACUCACCCCAAUGACUACUACAGCGACAUGAUCCUCGAGUCUUCCAAGCUAUGGAGAAAGGCCGAAUCAGAGGCCGGAUACAAAGUCCGCACCAGGAAGCACCAUCUCCAUAUGGGACCGGCUACUGAUGCUCGUCUCCAAGCUGUCAUAGCAAGCUGUCGAGAGAAUUACCUUCGUUCCAACCAAAAAAAAGAAACAAAGAAUCCCUUCGCGUUUAAGGAACUCAACCCCCGUGAAGUCGCCGAUAAGUUCUCCGGCAGGCUCAGCAUACCGGAGAACUGGAUUGCGGUACUUACCAAGUUCGGGGGUGUCAUUGAGCCCACUAAGGCAGUCCUCAUGUUUCGAGAGCUGGCAGUUCAAAUGGGUGCGGUUUGGAAGGACAACAUGGAGGUGAAACAUAUUGAGAAGAGAUAUAAAGGCAGAGGAGGCAUAGUGGUCCGCACAGCCAAGGGUGAGGAGUUUCGGGGUAAGAAAUGUGUGGUCACGGCUGGGGCUUGGACAAAAAAGUUGGUCUAUUCAGUCAAUGGCCAAGAAUUGCCGAUACAGCCCAUGGAAACUGCAGUUUGGUAUUGGAGAAUCAAGGAGGGGCACGAGGAGAAGUAUGCCAUUGGAGGUGAUUUCCCGACAUUUACAAGUUAUGGUCGGCCUUACAUAUAUGGAAAUUCGUCUCUGGAGUUCCCAGGGCUCAUCAAGAUUGUGGAGCACGGCGGGUGGCAGUGCGACCCGGACAAAAGGCCAUGGAUGUCAGGAGGGGACCCAGAUCCAUUGAAAGAAUGGAUUGAAGGAAGAUUCUCAGGAUUGCUGGAUUGCAGCACACAUGCGCGCAAAGAAUCCUGCAUGUAUUCAAUGACGCCAGACGGAGAUUUUGUGUUGGAUUUCUUGGGAGGGGAGUUCAGGAAAGACGUAGUGAUAGGUGGUGGGUUUUCCGGUCACGGAUUCAAGAUGGCCCCUGCUAUAGGGAGGAUAUUGGCGGACCUUGCGCUCUAUGGGAGUGCGGAUGGAGUGGAGCUUAAGCCUUUCAGAAUAGGAAGGUUUGAUGAGAAUCCGAAAGGGAAUAUGAAAGAAUUUGAAGAGGAUGAUAUUGAUGGGAGGGCGGAGAGUUUCAUUGCUAAUUUCCGGCGUCAAAACUUCGGAUAGAAAGGCAGGUUUCUACGGCAUAAUUUAAUAGUUUCUGGUGAGUCGCAGGGACCCGAUUAGUUGUGCUCCAAUUCAAUUUUAUGGUUUCUGCGUAUUCGAGUCUGAAUGUUUCUGAGAAUCAGCAUUGGACUAAUUUAUGUUUUUUUUUCCUUCUUUUGAGUUCUGAGUUUGAAGCAUCCUGAUGGAUAGUCCUAUAAGUUGUGUUGAUGAAUGUGACAAAUGAGAAGCUAAGGGGACAUAUUCAUGUCAGAAAGGCAUUAAUAGCGACACAUUAAAGGCAUAUCUCCUAGACUUUUACAGCAUCAGAUACGCUUUCAUUUUCUUCAAGAAAUAAGAAAUUCGUCAUCC
Molecule: messenger RNA, 1707 nt
Organism: Eucalyptus grandis
Lineage: Eukaryota; Viridiplantae; Streptophyta; Magnoliopsida; Myrtales; Myrtaceae
Product: probable sarcosine oxidase
Exons: 1
Coding region: 52-1359 (435 amino acids)
Molecular function (GO): flavin adenine dinucleotide binding; sarcosine oxidase activity
Source: RefSeq, a predicted model, not a curated record